This is a messenger RNA of Aureobasidium namibiae CBS 147.97, 561 nucleotides long. RefSeq lists its product as uncharacterized. NCBI's taxonomy places the organism in Eukaryota, Fungi, Ascomycota, Dothideomycetes, Dothideales, Saccotheciaceae. The annotation marks the transcript as partial. The transcript has 2 exons. The record is from RefSeq and is a predicted model, not a curated record.
AUCCUUGUCGAGAUACUCUUAAUCAUCUGUCCUGCAUGGCUCCUCUGGACUUUGCACAUGCCUCUGAAGAAGAAGUUGGGCUGUGCGAUUUAUUUCAGUCUCCGUUUCCCGACGGUGAUGGUGACGAUAUUUCGGCUACUAGCGCUCGUCAAAGCAAACAGAGGAGUGGAUCGUACUCUCGACAUGACACUGCCAUCAGUUCUGACACAGCUCGAGAUGCAUUUUACGGUACUGGCUGCGACGAUUCCAAUCCUGCGGAACCCCCUUACCAAGCUCAAUUCAGGAUAUCUGAACACGACAUUGGAGCGGAUGGACCCAGUGGCAAGCGCAGCGUAUGUAUCGUCUAGGUCAGGCAGCAGCGGUAAAGGGGCAUCGUUUGCCCUGUCGCAUGUAACAGGAAGCAAACGUCAGGUGGAUGUGAUGGCAGAGCCGAGGGAAGGAGAAGGGAUUGAGACGAUUGCCGAGGGAGGGUCGGACGCGGUGGGAGAGGGCCAGAGUGUGUUGUCUGAAGGAUCUGAUCAAAUCAUGAUCAAGCGAACAGUCAUGAUAGACUAUGCAUGA